CUCGGCCUCGCCCCUGCCUCCUCCUCCUGGGUUUUGGGCGGAAAAGAUUUCGUCUUUGGUCGAAGCCCUCCAUCGAAUUCCCACGCGGCGCCGGAACCCUAAUCGCCGCUUCCGAGAAACCAGCUGCGAUCUUGGGAUCUGGUUUGAUGUGCUCCUCCCUAUAAAUUGACGUUUCCGGAACCCAUACUAGUUAAAUGUUCCUCCCUUGAUUUCAUUGUUUCUUCUCCGAUGAAGACGCCGUUGAGUUGUAUCCUGGAAUUUAAAGCUCAUUGAUGUUGUUUCUGUUGUUUUCGUUGAUAGAUGGGUUCUUGUGAUUGACCUAUGCGAUAUAGUGGGUUGUUUCCGGAGACCUAAAUUGUGGUAGACUGUAAUCUAGGUCUCUGUAAGUGAUGGAUAUGAUCGGAACAAAUUCAUGACAUGGAUCGAUCAAGAUUGAAUCUUUUAUGCAAAAGGAAAACGGUAGCGACAUCCUUGCGUUCUACUUAGGGGUGACUAGAUGGAAUCGUUCGAUGUUAACACCCAUCUGCCUCCUCGGAAACGCCUGCUUGCGGAACUGAAGAGGGAGAAUUCCGAUUUUGAUUUCUUGCCCCCGGUGCCUUUCGUUUCUGGUGAUCUUGGUGCCCGGCUUCGUGAUGUUGUUAAUUCUCCUAGUUCGACUCCAGAAGAGAUUAUUGAGGUUUCAAAGUCUGUAGCUUUGGCUGCCGCUGAUGCUGCAGCGGCAGCAAGAAACAUUGCAAUCGAGAAAGAAGCUGCAGCUGCAAAGGCCAAAGCUGCUGCCAAGAGUGCACUACUGUUUCUGGACUCCAUCACGACGAGUAGAAGAUCCAGAAAGGGAUGCUUGACCAAAGCCAAAGGGAGAAAGAAACAAAUUCCCACAGAGCUUUUGGAUAAGACUGGCCAUCCUUCAGGGUCCCAGGAAACGGAUGAGGAACUAGCCAGGAAAUUGCAUCGUGCGAUGAAUAGCUCACCUAGAAUCUCAAAUAAUAAGCAAAAGAACAUUCACAAUUUUGGGAAAGAAGUUCUUUAUGAUGGUGGUGCUGUCUGUAACUUAAAAUCACCUACUUUGCAAGAGGAGAACACUACGAUGGGUAAUAAAUGUUUUAAAGAUGCAUCAGGAGAGAAGAUUGUAGUUUGUUCUGAAGCUGACAUUUCUGAAAGAGAGGAUGAGGAAUCCAAUUACUGCAUGGAGAAGCAACAAAAGGUGUCUAAGUUUAGAGUGACCGCAGGUGGUAGAAAAGUGAAAAUUAAACAAAAGAAGUUGCUUUUGAAUCAAUAUGAUGUUAGAGACCAAGCAGAGCUAAACAAAUUGCCAUCCUAUGCAAAUUGUCAUUCUUUCAUGAGAAAAUCAAAGUUGGACUCUUCAGAAAGUUAUAUGUCUUCAGAUGAUGCGAAGCCUUCUAAUUAUGGUGCCGUGUCAAUGAAGAUCACAUCAGCAUGGAAACCCAAGAAGAUUAAUGUGUCACAGUCUUCUUCUGAUAGCAAGAUUUUGCAAGCCUUGUGUUAAAAGUCCUCUGCUGUUGAGUAGUGGAUGAUAGCUUGGCCCCAAUGGAUAAUGAUUCUGGAGCUCAGUUUGGCAUUAUUGCCAUUUGGAUCCGAUCAUAAAUUCCAUUUGCAUUCUGAACAGGGAUUAAAAAAAGAUUUUUUUGCAGAGUAGCUAUUUGUUUUAUGGUUUUGUGUCUACAAGGUGCUUGAUUCAUAUUCCAUGUUUGGUAGUGGCUUGCUUUAGUCUGGUCUAGUGUGUCACUUGAUGUAUUACUUAUCAUACCUUUGUGUUACCCAUAUUUUUAAUCAUUAAUAAGGCUAUUGUUAAUUGUUGAUGGA
This is a messenger RNA of Musa acuminata AAA Group (dessert banana), 1821 nucleotides long. RefSeq lists its product as uncharacterized. The record is from RefSeq and is a predicted model, not a curated record. NCBI's taxonomy places the organism in Eukaryota, Viridiplantae, Streptophyta, Magnoliopsida, Zingiberales, Musaceae. The transcript has 2 exons. The coding region runs from base 497 to 1504 and encodes 335 amino acids.